This is a messenger RNA of Microstroma glucosiphilum, 2580 nucleotides long. RefSeq lists its product as hypothetical. Gene Ontology annotation, molecular function: RNA binding. NCBI's taxonomy places the organism in Eukaryota, Fungi, Basidiomycota, Exobasidiomycetes, Microstromatales, Microstromataceae. The record is from RefSeq and is a predicted model, not a curated record. The coding region runs from base 67 to 2364 and encodes 765 amino acids. The transcript is spliced from 2 exons.
AGCCACUCCUAGAGAAAGUCAUCUUGGCCGCCGCCAUCCCCCACGCCCCCGUCUCCUUGCCCCUCAAUGCCACCCCGUCAUCACCCUUACUCAGGGUACGAUGCAGCAGGAGGUCAGGCCAGCGGCAGCGGCCCCAGAAGAGGCGGACCUGCAGGCAGAGGCGACAGAGGGAGAGGAGGUCAUCACUUCUCCGGUCCUGUUCACUCGGCACCUCCAGGGCAAGCAGGCUCGCCAUAUGGAUCCUCCCCGCCUUCUAGCGACAGCAGCUCGUACCCUCAGGUUCCUCAGACCUCUUCUACCGCUCCGUUGAGACUUGGCUUCGGUUCGCCUACUCGUCCUGGUCCGCCUCCUCCCUCUUCCUUGCCCCCUGCCCCCGGCCGGCCUCCCAUCCAUCUUGACGGCGGAUUUUCGCGACCGCCUAUCCACCUCGGAGGUAUGAGACCUCCCCCACCUGGACCUGGAGUACCACAUCAGUACCCGCCGCCCUCGCCGUCGCAGCCGCCCCACUACCCAUCCGGACCGCCGCCUCAUCCUCCUCCGCCCCAUAUGUCGCAACAACCUCAUCACCAGACAGGAGCAACGGGGAAUGAUUACGGUCAGAGGCGAUCAGUGUCCCAUGAUCCUUACGCAGUCAGUGACUAUAGCAAUCCGUAUACCCAGCCACAAGUAUCAGGCUACCCACCGAAUAGACCGCCGCCGCCAGGUCCUCCAACAGGUCCCCAGGGAACCUCGCCAUACCCUGCAUACCCUCCACAAGUAAACUUCAACAAUGUCGACGCUGCAAAUCGCGAACCCUCCUUCGGUGCAGAUCGAUCUCGCGGCGGGCCCGAUCGUCGGGCUGGUGCAGAACCCUACAACAGAGACGGAACCUUCCCACGGCAUCCACCUGGAGGGCCUGGAUCCAAAGAUCAGGACCCGCGGACGGCAGAUGAGAAGCCCUGCCGUACUCUCUUCAUCCGUAGCCUCGACAACUCUACUUCACCCGAAUCGAUACGACACCACUUCCUGCAAUUUGGGGAGAUUAAGACGUUUUUUGACAUGAUCGCCAAGAAGGGCAUGUGCUUCGUCACCUUCUUCGACCUCAGAGGAGCAGAAUGGGCCAAGAAUACCUGUCAUGGACAGGACUUUAACGGUCGGAGGAUGGACGUGCAUUACAGCUUGCCCAAGAACACGGAUACCUCCAAGAGGUGUGACCGGGAUCAAAAUCAGGGAACUCUCUUCAUGCUUCUCAAGCGACUGGCUCGAGCUCUGACCGACGACGAGUUCAAGGCGAUCUUUUCGAGCUUCGGCGAAGUCAAGAGUGUUCGCCGGUACAAGGAUCAGAAGAAUGCUCGCUUCCUCGAGUUUUACGAUUCGAGAGCAUGUAUAGCUGCUCACGACGGUAUGGGUGGGCAGCAGUAUACAGAUCCGGUCAGUGGUUCAGGGGGAGAGUGGGACGUCAAGUUCGCUUGGGACGCUCAGCAAAUUGGAAAGGGAAACGCAAAUGCAAAGGGUCCAGCGGGAGGACCUCCGCAAGCUACGAUGGCACCACCACCGGCACCUCCCUCCUCUGCUGGAGGGUGGUCACCGCCACCUUCGGGUCCGUACCAGCAAGGUGGUCCUCCGCCGAUGCGCCCACCCCCGCCUGGCAUGGGUCACGAAGCUCGUCCUCCCCCAUCCGGCCCUGGUAGUGGCCCUGGCCCAGGUCAGUACCAACCACCCGGCCCGGUACCCGGACCGUAUGGCUACAACGAUGCAGGUGCAGCAGGUCGUCCACCUCAUGCUGCUUCACCACCACAGGGUCCAGCACAAUGGGGACCCGCUCGCCCACCUUCUGCCCCUCCUAGCGCCCCUUCUGGUCCCGGAGGUAGCGCCAGUGGAGGAAGGGAAGAUUCUACAUCCCGUCUUGAGCAGGCGCAGAAAGUUCAGCAGCUCCUUGCAAGCCUAUCUUCUGGCAGCAGCAGCAGCAGCAGCGCUGGCAACAGUGCAACGCCGGCUGCAACUUCGUCUUGGCAGGGCGGUCAAGCCAGUGCGAGCGGGCCGUCGGAUGGUGGUACUGCCGGAAGUGGACAAUCUCUCCCGCCCAAUUUGGCUCAAUUGCUUGCUGGGGUGGGAGGUGUCAGUGGAGGACAACCGUCACAACAGCAGGGUGCUGAUCCACGGCGGAGUGGUGCAGGAUCAGGGACAGGUGGAGCCGGAGGAGGAGGAGGAGCGGCAGCAGCAGUAGGGGGAGGAAGCAAUCCUAGCAGCGGUAGUGGGGCUGGAGGAGGGAGCAGUAGUGCGGCCGAUGCGCAGCAGAGUAUUCAGCGAAUGUUGGCUAUGCUUGGGCAACAGCAAGGACAAUCGGGAAGUGGAAGUGGUGGAGGUGGUGCUGCUCCUCGCUGAGGAAAGCGAUGUAGCCACAUAGCAAAUGAUACACAAUAGCUGCUUCCGUCUUUCAUCCCAAAUGCCGUCUACUUGUGUUCUGAUGGAUGAUGCUGUGACUGUUGCUGUUGCUGUUGCUCUUGCCCGUCGGCUAGGAGCGGAAGCGGCAUUCCGCCGUGCAUCACUGAACCGGGAAGUGUGAAUGCGAUUGCGAUUGCGAUUGCGACUGGGAAUGCG